UCCGGGCUCGAGAGUUUCUCUUUGUAAGAGAUAUUGAUCAUUAAAAUGUUUUGGAAGUUUCCUAACCCUUCGAUAGAUGGCGUUACUCUAAAAACUACGGUCGCACGAAGUUCAUAUCCAGAACCAUUUGAUCGUACAUUUUUCCUCGUUUUCAACCCCAUUUCUCGGAGAUUCCGUCAGUAAGAAAACCAAUUGGUUUUAUAUAAAUAGCUCUAAGAAGCUAUUUAUUACUACAUCUUUGAAUACAAAUCGAAUAGAAAUACCUCCAUGUAAACGACUAGACAAUCUAAAAUACCAUUUUGUCGGGUGUUAACUAGCAAUAGUUAACAAUCAGAACUACUAAUGCUAAGAUUUAUAGUCGUAUGGUAUCGCUAAGAGUACAAAUACUCUAUUUCAAUUAUUAAACGAUACAGCUUCCCAGUAGAUUGACCUUUUCACUUCUACGGAAUCCCUUAGAAAUAUAGAAAUUUCGUUUAUCGUUAUCGUCCAAGGGGCGUAACUGAAAGAAUUCCAUUUUCUAACAUCGACGUCCACCUUUGACUGGAGUAUAAAUUAUAUGUAUACGUGUAUGAAUUUAAACGCAUUGUAAUGCAUACAAUGUUGCAUUCGAGUUAGCCUGGAAUAUCAUAUGAUACAUAUUCCAAAUUAUCUUUCGUCGGUACGGGAAUCGAUCAACUAUUCAACCCGUGACAUCGUGUGGACGAUUGCGAAGAUGAGUCGUUCGUUUACAUGGGAUUCCACGAUGUCGAGUUCAACGAAACACUUGAGGGUGAACUGUCAGUGUAUCAAGGACCAGCACCUGGGACUAGGAUGAAGGAAAAGUGGAAAAUGGUGUGUAGAAACGUGCGAGGACCGGACGUGCCACGGAACUCGUUGGAAAGGAUCGACGAUCAACAAGUACCACAGUCGACUGGAUCGAGUGAUACGAUAUCGAAAUUUUACUAAAGGGAACCGAACAUUUAUGAAUUAUGUUACGUAGCUUGGAAAGAACUGUUUAUCAGCAGAACAUAAUUUGAUCGAGGUGAUUCCGAAAAGUGGAGGGCUCAACAGGCGAUUAUGAAGAAAUAUUAAAAUGUCCGGAACGGAGGCGCAUGGCGGCGAUACGAGUCCUACGCGUCAGCCGAGACAGAGCAGAAUUCACAGCGUCGGGUUACCGGUCCGAACAUCCCUACUUCCGGAACCACCGCCUACCGGAAGCGAGACUCCACCACCGAUACCGCGGCGCCAUUCCGCUGCACCCGCUGUAGCACCUCCACCGAUACCCCUGCGGCCGCCAGCGAUCCCGAAGCGAAGGAAAAACGAGAAACCGAUACCCGUACCGAUAUCGACGAGACAGGAGAAUCAACCGAAUCGACGAAAGGCCAGCGACCCGACGCCACCAUCCUCGACGAUACUCACCGCCUCCUGGAGCCUCGACAACGAGAAGCUGAUCGAUCUGGGCCCCUUCCGGGCUCAAGAUCAGCGAACCGCUCAUGAGUAUUCGUUGAGCUUCCCGGGCAAGGAGGAAACGAGCGAGGAGGGUGAUUUCGUGGCGGACUUCGACAGGGCGAACUUUGAGGAAGACUGCAAGCUCAGCCAGAAGUCGAGCUUCGAGGAGCUGCAGAAGGCUUCCCGCGAUCUCGAGAAGAGGCUGCACGAGAGGAUCGUGAAGAGCGCCGAGUCGAAGUUCAAAGAUCACCAGGCUGGAAGGGACGGACGUCAGAGGCAGGGGGGAACAAGCAGGCUUCAGUCGUCGAAGUUGGGGAAAGAGAGCGAGCUGGGGAGCUACGAGCAGGCCGCCGACGGAAAGACUCAAGAAAAAUUAGCUCCGUCUCGACGGGAGCCACUCCAGGAGGACGAUACGAAGUUCGCGGCGCUGUUGAGAUCGCGUCGCGAGGCAGCCAAGAGAUGCAAGUUCGAAGAGCUUCAGGCGGCCUCGAUGAAGCUCGAGAGACGUCUGCGCGAGGAGGACGACAAUCUCCGCACGAUUAAAGAGAGGCCAGCCACCAGGUACGAAGAGUUGCAAAGAGCCUCGCAGGAUCUCGAGAGACGCCUGCAUGCCGAUGAAAGAUCCUCGGAACCUAGUCUUCGCGGGAAAUACGAGGCAGAGAUGGACAAGGCCAGGUGUAUUCUGCAGCAAAAUCUGAAAAAGGAGAGAUGCUGCGGCGAGAAAUUGGAGAAACUGCCGAAGGCUACGCAGACGAAUCUUCCGCCGCCUCUGUGCGCCAUUUCUCAGAGCCCAGUACCGAAGCCCAUCAGCGUCAGACAGGACAGUAACGUCUCUUCGGACAGUUUUAGUCAGACGAGCUCACCUAGCUACACCAGCAAGACAAUGGAAGCUCCCCUUCUGCCUCAUAAACACGGCAAGGUUCCAGACAGGGCACUGGUGUCCGAGCCCGACAGCUCGUCGGGUAGGACCAUUACUAAGUCGACCAGCACCCCAGCCAGUCUACAGACCAUCGUCAGGGUUCAUGGUGGAAACAACGGUUCUUUACAUCAUAAGAUCAUCGGAGACAUGACCAGCAGCCACUACGUGACCACCGGAAGGCUACGCUUCAGAUUCGUGCAGGUGUUCUUCAACGCUGUCGCGCUCCUUAUCAUCGCAGGCGGUUUGGCCGUGUACUUCAAAUCCUAUCCCGAGACUGUCAUACGCUUGGAGAAUAAGACGAUCUACACUAACGUACUCCCGUUGACGGAACAGGCAGUAGCAAUGAUCGAAGAGAAGAAUCCAGCACCGGGAGUAUGUCUACCCAUAAUAGUAACUUUCUGCCAAAACCACAAGAUUCCGUAUAAUUUCACCGUCUUCCCGAAUUACAUGGGCAAUUUCGGGCAGCGCGAUGCCCAGCACGAGCUCGAGCUUUACGACUCCGUGAUCGAUGUCAGAUGCUAUGAAUUAGCCGCCCUCUUCCUGUGCAGCGUUUUUGUGCCGAAAUGUGGAUCUCGGGGUCACCUGGUGCGACCCUGUCGCAGUCUCUGCUUUCAGACUAAGAGACGUUGCGGGUUCUUCUUGGACGUGUUUGGUCUGACACUGCCAGACUACCUGGAGUGCGAGCUGUUCCCGGAGAAUUCUAAUCCGGACGAGUGCGUGGGACACCAGGAAGUGUUGGAGGCAGGUCGGAGAGCGGAGAAACCCGUAUGCACCAGCGGCUUUCAAUGCGACGGCACCAGAUGCAUUCCGGUCGACUGGCGAUGCGACGGUCACUUGGACUGUGCCGAUCACACCGACGAGAUUGAGUGCGGUGAAUGCAGUUCCUCUUCCUCGCCCACCGCGUCCGUUUUCAACACGAAGAUCGUGAAGAAGCCCAUUCUAGCGAAGACCACCGUCUCGAAAUCCCCCUUGCACUGCGGCGAGAGGAGGUGCAUGUCCGCCACUCACAUCUGCGACGGUGUCAUGGACUGUCCUUGGGGCCAGGACGAACGUUACUGCUUGAAGCUGAGCCAAAGAAACGGGGACGUUGGCGAGGGAAGAUUGGAGGUUUACCACGCCGAAAUGGGCAAGUUUAUGCCAGCCUGCAUCUCUCAUUGGGAACCGAACUCUGCUAACACGAUUUGCUCUAUGCUUGGAUACACAGUGGCGGUUUCGUCGAGGUUGCUGGCCCAGGAUAUGAACAUCACCCAGAGGAAUUUCAGUAGCCCUAAGACGAACCAUCUGAAGGAAUUUCAGGAAUGCAUCACGGAUCAGGAGAUCUAUCCAAAGGUGGAGCUCACGUGUACGGAAUACGCUUGCGGACGAAGAAAGACGGUGUAUGGGAACGCAAAGGUGAAGACUAGAAUUGUGGGUGGCGUGGAAUCGGCACCGGGUGAUUGGCCAUUCUUGGCAGCUCUUCUUGGGGGACCUGAACAGAUUUUUUAUUGUGCUGGAGUUCUGAUAGCCGAUCAGUGGGUUCUGACAGCGUCUCAUUGCGUAGGAAAUUACUCCGACGUAACUGGAUGGGCGAUUCAGCUAGGUAUUACCAGACGACACUCUCACACGUAUCUUGGACAGAAACUGAAAGUGAAGAGAGUAGUGCCUCAUCCGAUGUACAAUCUGGGUAUCGCUCACGACAACGACGUCGCCCUAUUUCAGUUGGAAAGACGAGUUCAAUUCCACGAACAUGUGAGACCAGUCUGCUUGCCCAAGGCUGACACUCAUCUCAUCCCCGGAACUCUAUGCACCGUCAUCGGUUGGGGCAAGAAAAAUGACUCCGAUUCAUCCGAGUACGAACCAGCCGUGAACGAAGUGCAGGUUCCAGUUCUGAACAGGGAGAUUUGCAAUUUGUGGCUCGCGUACAAAGAAUUGAACGUCACCGAUGGGAUGAUCUGUGCCGGUUAUCCAGAUGGGGGGAAGGACGCGUGUCAGGGGGACUCCGGGGGUCCUUUGUUGUGUCAGGACGAACACGUUAAAGAGAAGUGGUUUGUCGGCGGUAUCGUUAGUUGGGGAAUAAAGUGUGCUCACCCGAAAUUACCUGGUGUUUACGCCUACGUGCCAAAAUACGUUCCGUGGAUUCGUAAUGAAAUGGCCAAGUACUCCGACGUAGGUAUGGGUUAA
Messenger RNA from Hylaeus volcanicus, 4507 nucleotides. Its product is annotated as atrial natriuretic peptide-converting enzyme-like. Bases 1073 to 4507 code for a protein of 1144 amino acids. Gene Ontology annotation, biological process: proteolysis. The record is from RefSeq and is a predicted model, not a curated record. Gene Ontology annotation, cellular component: membrane. Gene Ontology annotation, molecular function: serine-type endopeptidase activity; protein binding. NCBI's taxonomy places the organism in Eukaryota, Metazoa, Arthropoda, Insecta, Hymenoptera, Colletidae. The transcript is spliced from 19 exons.